Messenger RNA from Ceutorhynchus assimilis (cabbage seed weevil), 1782 nucleotides. The record is from the annotation of a GenBank genome assembly. NCBI's taxonomy places the organism in Eukaryota, Metazoa, Arthropoda, Insecta, Coleoptera, Curculionidae.
AUGCUAGCUAAUUUAAUAAGUUUUGGUUGUAUCGACAAUGGAAAGAUUAAAUCCAGAUAUGAGCCAAAGGCAGAAGAGGAAAAUAUUGUGUGUGUCAAAGGUUUUUGUAUAGCACUGCAACUCAAUAUAAUAUUAAUUAAUAAUACAGAAAUUGUCACAUCGCUUUUAAGUAGAGGUGCUAGUGUUGAUGUUAAAGGAGAAAGUUACUACUUUGAAAGUAGUAUGACCCCUCUGCAUAUUUGUGCUUCGAAAGCGAAAAAAAAUUUCAAUAUACAUAUUGCCAAAGAUCUUCUAAACUAUGAUGGUGCUUCUAUCAAUUCAUUAACAUCGAAAGGAUAUACGCCACUUUAUUUUGCUUCUAAACGAGGUAUUGUAGAAGCUGUGAAAUUAUUCCUGGAUUGGGGUGCUGAUAUUAAUGCUAGCACAAAGGAUAAUUUAAGCCCACUUCAUGUUGCUAUUGAGAAUGGACAUAAAACAGUUAUAAAACUGCUCUUAGAAUGUGGAACUAUAGUUUACAAUCAGGACACUGAUAGAUCCGCACUACACUUUGCUGUUGAAAUAGGUUCUUUGUUGAUUGUUGAAGAGGUUUUGAAGUAUUGUCCUGAUGUCAAUAAUGCAAACUUUUCUUUCAAUAAUAAAGAGCCUGAUAGUAACGUUAAGGGAGAAAUCGCCAAACUGCUUCUAAGUAAAGGCGCCCAUGUAGACGUUCAAACUGAAUAUGGUAAAACAACACUUCUUUCUUCCACUAAAAAAGGAUAUGCAAAAGUUGUUGAAGUUCUUUUGGAAUACAAUGCAAAUGUUAACUUGGCCCUGAAAAGUGGCUUCACUCCACUUCAUAUAUCUGCCCAGGAAGGAAAUCUAGAAAUUAGCACAAUGAUUUUGAAUAAAGGAGCCAAUGUAAAUGCUGCAGGAAAAAAUGGAAUCACUGCACUGCACCUUGCAGCUCAAAACGGCCAUGCAGGAGUUGUAAAACUAUUGCUAGAAUGCAAUGCCAAAUUUGAUUCUGAAUUUCAAUUUCACAACGCACCACUUCUUUUGGAAACUGAGAAAUUAUUCCUGGAUUGGGGUGCUGAUAUUAAUACUAGCACAAAGGAUAAUUUAAGCCCACUUCAUGUUGCUAUUGAGAAUGGACAUAAAACAGUUAUAAAACUGCUCUUAGAAUGUGGAGCUAUAGUUUACAAUCAGGACACUGACAGAUCCGUACUACAACUUGCUGUUGGAAUAGGUUCUUUGUUGAUUGUUGAAGAGGUUUUGAAGUAUUGUCCUGAUAUCAAUAAUGCAACUAACAGAAACUCUCUUGAAAUCGCGGUGCGCGGCUGUAGAGGAAAAGGCUACGGAGCUAAACUAAAUACUCAAGACGAAACUGGAAAAACGCCAAUAUUUUAUGCUACUAAAAAUGUUGAUUUAAAAAUGAUCGAGCUACUUUUAACUAAUGGAGCUAUUGUUGAAGAUGAUCCUGAGCUAUUGUAUAUUGCUGUUAGGAAAGAAUACAAAGAAAUCGUUGAAGCUCUUCUGCAACAUGAUGCUGAUAUAAAUGCUUGUGAUAACUACGGAAGAACAGCAUUGCAUUUUACUGCUUCGGAUCAGCAUGAAUAUUUCCGAGUCCGAGAUUAUUUCCCCUCUCUAUGUUCUGAUAAUUUUUCAGUCUUUUCUUUCAAUAAUAAAGAGCCUGAUAGUAAUAUUAAGGGAGAAAUCGCCAAACUGCUUCUAAGUAAAGGCGCCCAUGUAGACGUUCAAACUAAAUAUGUUAAAACAACACUUCUUUCUUCCACUAAAAAAUGA